GAGUUUUGAAAAAAAAGAAUGCUGGUAUCGUGUGAGAAUUUCCAGGAGGUAGAGAUUGAACACCUUCGUAAGAUGAAGUCCUUCAUCGAAACGUAUGCAAAAAGUGCGGAGAGCAACCACACCCUCAUACAACAGGUACAUGUUGAGUUCAAACAGCAGGCAGACGAGCAGACUGUGGAGAAGCUAGUUGAUCAGUUCAUCCUCGUGAAGUCGACGGGCAUUGAGAAGCCAGGACCGAUUGAGUUUGAAGAAGUUGACCUUUCCAAUCUACCACCAGCGCCCUCACCCGACCAACAGGAGAAGAUCAACGUUGCCAAUGACAACAAAGCGAAAGAGAAAGGCUUGCAACGGCGGAGGGAAAUCAACAACAUUCACGAGACAGCGGCUUUUGGGCGCAAUUUGUGGCAACUCAACACUAGCAUGUCUAGCAAUGGGCAAACACCAGCCAAACCCAUGGCACGGGGUGUCUUACGAAAAUCUAAAUCAUGGUUCCUUUCGCGGACCAAACGGGAGAAGAAAAAGAAGAAGAAGAAAGAGGCGGCAGCCGCGGCGCAGGCGCACGUGGAAACGGUGGAGAAGAAGGAGGAGGACUGCUGCGUGAAUGAUGCUAGCAGUGAGCGCAAUAGUAUCACGUCAAAGGACUCGAAAGAAAGUUCGAAGACGCCUGAAGUCGACGAAGAGGGCUUUACUAUUCGACCGGAAAAUAUCAACACUUCACGUGAGCGGCGCGUGCCCUACGACAGCUCGGGCACGUCGGACAGCGACAGCGACGACGACGAGCAGAAGAAGUUCACGGUGAACAUCCGGCCGCUGGGACACAGCCACCCGAUCGCGGCGUCCGUCGACGAGCUACGAGCCACCGUCGAACGCAUGUCACUCUCCCCCGUGACCGUUGCUUCUCCGCAUGAGAGAAAGAAAGUCAUGAUUGUUGAAGCAACGAUGAAGCGGUCUCAGUCUUUAUCGGACCCAUUCAGCAGCAAACCUAGUAGUGAUUUACUAGAGCUGGAGUUCCAGGGGGCGCCACCUAAUUCUGCUGCGUCGACACCUACCGGUGCUUACAGUGGUGUUAAAUCGCCGCCCUUAAAUGCGCCCUCUAGUGGUCACUCGACACCGGUUACUGGCAUAGAUCAUCAAGUGGACCAGGAAGUGGCGAGUUUUCCUCCGCCGGUGCCGAAGGCGGUAUCUGGGAGCAGCAUAGCUAUUCCGCGGCCUCCAAGCCGCAGCAGAGAGCGGCCACGCACCACUACCCCAGGAAUGCAGCAGCACGGUAGAGGGCGCAUGAGUCCCGCGCAGCCGGUGAUGGCGCGAGCCGACUCCGUGAGCAGUGUUGGCAGCGUCGGCAGCGAAUCCUUCAAGACUACCUCGGCGCCGGUCUCCUGCUCGCGGGGUCCAAGCCCUCUCGCGUUAGGCAUGGCCGACACGGUACCGCUGGCGGUAGCCUUCACGGAGACCAUCCAUGCCUACUUCAAGGGAGUCGACGAGACCAAGUGUAAGGUGAAGAUACAGGGCUACAUGCUGGUGUCGUUCCCCGCCGGCAUCGUUCAGGUGCUCGCAAACAACCCCAACCUGACGCCGCUCAGCUUCCGACUGCGGGAGAGCAGCCGGAUAGAGGGAAUCGUGCUCAACCGACAGCUUGUGAGCGUCGACGCGGAGAAGAGCGCGGAGGAGGGGCCGGUCUACGCGUUUGACAUGGCCACGCUGCGGGACCACCUGAAGCGGCAGGCAGAGAGCAGCCCGUCAGCUUCCUUCUUCAACGUCGACAUAAUGAAAUACCAGGUGAAAGCGGAGAGCGGCGCCGGCAGCUGCCCGCUGCACCUGCGCUCGCACUGGCGUUGCGACGACGACACGACGAGCCUGCGUGUAGACUACCGCUACCACCAGGCGGGCGCGCACGGAUGCACGCUGACGCAAAUCGCGUGCGUCGUGACGGUCGACGGCGGUGUGACGAGCCUGCAGGCGAUCCCGCAGGCCGCAUGGGCCUCCGACACGCAGCGCGUUACGUGGAAGCUCGCCACGCUCAACCAGCACAGCGAGAGCAGCAGCGGCGCCAGCGGCGGCGGCGCGCUGCGCGCCAAGUUCGCGCUCAACAACGGCCCGUCGACGCCGAGCACCCUCGCUGCGCAGUUCGUCGCUGAGGGACGCACGCUGUCGGGCGCGGACGCGGAGCUGGUCGGCCCCGGGUACCGGCUGUCGCUCGUCAAGCGUCGCUACGCCGCCGGCAAGUACUACUGUGAUGCCGACGUCGAGGCCAAGUACUCGUAGGUGGCGGCACCGGUCGCUGUUCCCCCCGUCGGACGUCGUCGGUUGCCGUCGGAGGUUAUGCGCGUGCCGUCUGUUAUCCCUUCUCCGCGCUCGUUCCUUUUCCUUUCGGCGGGUGCCCCCGUCGUCUCCCCGAGAUGUCGGGUCGUUCGUCGGUCGAGGUGUGAUGCUCGUAAGCGGCGUCCCCUUUCUCCCGAUCCUUCCUCGCUCGCUCAUUUCCCUUCCACCAGGGAUCUCGUGUCGUGUGUUGAUCCUUGUGAAUUCUCCAGGUCGCGGCGCCUGCGAGGGAGCGUGGUUGUCGUGUGCGAGAGUGGCGGCACAUAGAUGGCAGCACGUGCGGCGAAAGGGUUUGAUAGCAUAAUGUGAAAAUGUCCGAGAGCUGCCGUGAAGUCUGCUGAACGAUGGCGGUGCUGCAACGACCAUGCCGCUGGCCAGGCACUUCCCCCACGCAGACGUUACAUCCCUUUCUUCUUGUGGAAAGUACUGUCAUGCUAUUGCAGCAUGCAUCCGUUGCUGGACGUCGCACCCCCCCCGCCCCGCCCGAGAAAUUGCCAAAUUGUUGUUACACGGAGCGUGCUGUAAGUAGCUUUUCUACAGCAGGUGCAGGUGACCUGUGCUACGUACCCGUCACGUUUCCCUGCCUUGCGCGCCUUCCGUCGAAGCGUCUGUCGGCUGUGAAUACGCCCUGCUGCGACUUGCGAGCGAUAACAACCAGGACGUCGCUGCUGCAUGCUGCCACGACUGAUAGCUGAAACCACCUCUCCUCCAACCUAUCAAUGAAUGCUGUUCCUGUGGUGGGAAUCUAGUGAGGGUUUAGUGGCGUAGGUCUCGCAGAAAAAUUCUACGGUCGUUAGGUCGUUCGACGAAUGUCGGCCUGUAAGUGUUUCGGAAACCUAGGUUGCAAUGGAAACCUAGGUUGCAAUGGAAACCUAGGCUGCAAUGGAAACCUAGGUUGCAAUGGAAACCUAGGCUGCAAUGGAAACCUAGGUUGCAGUGGAAACCUAGUGUAGUAAUCGCUGAGAUCCGACCAUGGCUGCUGCGGUCAGUGGUUGCGCCACUAGCAAUUUUCUAUCGACCUCACGCGCGUGUUAUCAUUGCUCCCGUUCCUAUGCGCCCUAGCUACACGUAUACUAACAACACAGCCCAGUUGACUUGUACGAUUAUGUAUUGCAGUUGCUGUUGGUAAUGGUGGCACUGAACCAACGUUGGAUUUCUUGCUCUAAAGUGGGAAUCUAGGCGAGAGGUGUGUGUAGCUUCCAUCUUGUGACGCGUAUAGUGCGAAAUCACAAGGCGCAUGUUAGAAACACAGAAUGCUGCUACGCCACGAGUCCCCCUCCUCUCCCUGUUGUUUGUGAGCGAUGAGAUUUGCAUUACGCGGAGUUUAGGAUAUGCGAACGUCCGUGAAGUUUUUACGUGUUAUUUCUACGUACGUACAUCAUGGCAAGCAAGCUCUGACGUCUUUCAAUGAGAACCGGAUGGUUAUGGAGUGGAGUGGUAUGCGGUACGAACAUUUCCGUCGUUGAUCCACGAACCCAUGUUUAAUAAUAGUACCUAUGUAUGUACAUAUGUUUAUAUAUACCGGUACUGUCAUAAGCGCAUUCAUGCUAUGUAUGUACAUAUGUUUAUGUAUAUUGGUACUCACAUAUCUCAUGCUAUGCGGGGUAGGAGGUUAGCGAAUGCAUAAAACCUUGGAUGCUGGGGAGGGGGGGGGGCAGUGGUGCGUAGAACGAGGGUGGCUAGAACCGAGUCGGUGGUGGCUGUCAAACUCGCAGUUACUCGCAGCUCGAGUUCGUGGUGGCUGCAUCGGCUCUAUAUCAAAGCAGACAAUAGCGUGGCGCUUGUCUCCCGUGGAAACGGGAGGGAGGAUGAUAGACAUCCGAUUGCCAUUAAUCGCGUCGUUGCUUCAAUGAAACCCAUGCGUCCCUGAUUUCUGGCUCACAUUAGGUAAGAGGCGAGUGGUCCCGUUAUAAGGACCGCCGUCCGAAGUAGGUCGUUAUUAUAACCCUUUUGGGUCCGUAGGCAAGAGCGAUUGAGUCGUUCCUAUUAAAAUUUGAGAUAUUCGCUUGCGUAUCGAUUUAGAUUGCAGUUUAUGGUUAAGUGUAUUUUGGCGCUUGGACGUGGGUCAUGAUAGAGCAAACGUAAACGGGGUAGAAGUGACGUUGAUCGAUUAGCUGGUUCUGGUAACCCGUAAUGUAAAUCAUAGACUGCUUCCUAAUAUUUUUACCUAUCUUCUUAUACGGUUUAUAAUUGCCCUGCUCACUCGAUGUGUCACGUGUAAGAAGGGAUUUGUUCGUAACUAAUAAUCUGUAUAUUGCUGUCAUUGUGAGUGUGCUGUGUAGAAGACUUUGUAAUGGCUGGAGAUGUUUAGUGUUAGUAGUACGCAGCAGGCAAUCUGAACUGUAGGGAAAUGGCGAUGGCACGUGCAGAACUAUGGUAUCGAGUAUCAGUGUUCCAUGUGUUGCUCUGCAUUCGUGUCCGGUUCAGAGUCGACCCUUUCACAAACCGAUUGUUAUGCAUAGUGGGAUCUUAUUUUGGCCCUUGUUUUGCGAGUGCUUAACGGUCUAUCGCCUAGCUGAAGUGGCCACAUUCUCUGGCGUUACUCCUUCAGUGACGUCAUCUGCUCGGCAGGGUGGCGGCCCACGGCUAUGGUUGGCCAUCGUACUCAGAAAUAAUUAUUUUUACCGCUGUAGAAAUAAUUUAACCACGGUAAAAUUAUAGCCGUUUUUACUCAAUCGUAGGCCUUGUUACGCAUACUUUAAUUGCGGUUAAAUCAUGUGUAACAAGACCUCUGAUUGGGUAAAAACGGCUCCAAUUUUACAGUGGUUAAAUUAUUUCUACCGCGGUAAAAAAUAAUUAUUUCUGAGUACGAUGGCCAACCACACACGGCUGUAUUCGAAUAUAGAAAUAGUAUGAUGCCGACACAACUCGAUUGUGAAUAGACUACAGGCCUCAGCUCUUUGAUAUUAGGCGCUAAUCGAACGCCUGUCCAUUUCAAGUCGGGAUUUGUUCAAAACGAGCUUCUGUAAAGCGGUGUGAGGUUUUAGUGUAUAUGGUAGCACGUUAUGUGCUAGUCGAGUAUCGUAUAGACACAGGAUAAUUGAUCUUUGUAGUCACUGGUCAAGCGGACUGACUCCGACCGAGUAAAGUCAAAAUGAAAUAAACCUGGUAUUUAAUGAACAAAACCCCCCAAAAGCAUAAGAUAAAUGAGGUGUUGUUGUUGUUGUUGUUGUGUGUGGAUGUAUGGGGAAGUGCGUGUUGUCGCGUGCGUGCGCGUCUGUGUG
Molecule: messenger RNA, 5540 nt
Organism: Priapulus caudatus
Lineage: Eukaryota; Metazoa; Priapulida; Priapulimorpha; Priapulimorphida; Priapulidae
Product: F-BAR domain only protein 1-like
Exons: 17
Coding region: 19-2262 (747 amino acids)
Biological process (GO): clathrin-dependent endocytosis; clathrin coat assembly
Cellular component (GO): clathrin-coated pit; plasma membrane; cytoplasm
Source: RefSeq, a predicted model, not a curated record